AUAUGACGAUGUGAUGCAAUUAUAAAUCCCAUAGAAUACAGUUUUACGUGUAUAAAAUUUGUUUUGUAAAAACAUGCUCUUGAAGUACUUGCGUGAAUACAUUUCCCAUCAAACACUUCGAAGCAUCGUCACAAUAUUAUUGCGGAAGUGCAGUUGCAGGAUUACAGCAACGUGAAUAUUGUGAAUUUCGUAGUCGACCCCCUGACUAGCUCUUUAGAUUGUCUGUGGCCCACAACUGUUUAACUUAACUGUGUUAAGCGAUUUGUGUUAUUGAUCCUUUGUUCGUCAUGGCAGCCAUGUCACUCGCUGGAAUGGAUGACACUGACAGCGAGGACGAGCUGCCGCCGGGCUGGGAAGAAAGAUCUACAAAGGAUGGAUGGGUGUACUAUGCAAAUCACGAUGAGAUGAAGACACAGUGGGAGCAUCCUAAAACUGGGAAGAAAAAGCGCUGUGCUGGAGAUUUACCAUAUGGAUGGGAACAAGAGACAGAUGAUAAGGGGCAGCUCUUCUAUGUGGACCACAUCAAUAAGAGAACCACCUACUUUGACCCGCGCCAGGCCUUCACUGUGGAGGAUGUGCAAGUGAGGCCGAAGAGGUUCGAUGGCAACUCCUCUGCCCUGGAGGUCCUGCAGGGUCAUGACCUCUCCAGUAAGGUUGUUCUCAUCACGGGGGCCAACUCUGGAAUUGGUUUCGAGACGGCGAGGUCUUUUGCUCUGCAUGGCGCACACGUCAUCAUGGCCUGCCGGAACCUGUCGCGAGCCACAAAAGCUGUCAAUCUGAUCCUCGAUGAGUGGCGUAAGGCUCGGGUGGAGGCCAUGCUGCUUGACCUGGCCUCUCUGAGGAGCGUGAGAGAGUUCUCGGAGGAGUUCAAGGCCAAGAAGCUACCUCUGCAUAUCGUGGUGUGUAACGCGGCCGUGUUCGGGCAGCCCUGGCACCUGACGGAGGACGGCUUGGAGACCACCUUCCAGGUGUGCCACCUGGGACACUUCUACCUGCUUCAGCUGCUGCAGGACACACUCAAGCACUCCGCCCCCGCUAGAGUGGUGGUGGUGUCGUCUGAGUCGCACAGGUUCACGGAUUUGCUGGACUCGUGCGGGAAGGUGGACCUGUCCCUGUUGUCUCCACCGCAGAAGGAGUACUGGUCCAUGCUGGCGUACAACCGGGCCAAGCUGUGCAACCUGCUCUUCUCGGCCGAGCUGAACCGCCGCCUCUCGCCGCACGGCGUCACCUGCAACGCCUGUCACCCCGGCAACAUGAUGUACACCAGCAUCCACCGCGGCUGGUGGCUCAUGACCCUGCUGUUCACCCUCGCGCGGCCCUUCACCAAGUCCAUGCAACAGGGCGCGGCCACCACCGUCUACUGCGCCGUGGCGCCCGAGCUGGAGGGCCUGGGCGGCAUGUACUUCAACAACUGCUUCCGCUGCCACCCGUCAGCCGAGGCCGAGAGCGACGCGUCCGCCCUCAGCCUGUGGGAGCUGAGCCAGAGGCUGGUGGAGGAGGGGGCCGGCGCCCCCCACAUCCUCUGACUGCCUCCGCCCACGCCUCCACCUCAGCAGCCCCCCCCUCCACCUCCACCUUCACCCAGCCUGGACCGGGGCGGCCGCCGCAGCAGCACCAGACUGGCCCAUAACACGAAUAACUGCAAGGACUGACCGCUGCCUUAAGGGGGGGGGGGGGGGGGAGAGAGUAUGAGAGGGAGAGAAAGAGAGGGAGGAAGAGAGAAAGAGAGAGGAAGACUGUAUACUGCACUGGACUGUACACAAGAGCUGCCAAAAAAAUCUGAUGGAAUUCAUCCACACUCAUCCCCGGUCUACAGAAAGUCAUCUUUAGAGUCCAUCCCAUCCCAGAAAAACAAAAACAAACAUUUAUCAAACGUGACACCAGUCAUUAAUCAGGUGGAGCUUAGGGCGUGGGGAGGGGGAGAAAGAGAGAGUGACUGACCAUCAGGUCCACCCUCUGCCCCCUCUACAGGAGGCCAUGCACUGGUUAGCCCUGGCGUCUCACAUCUUCACUAGUUGGCAUUCUCUGACAUGUCUUAAUCAUCAGCAGAUUAGCAUGCCACCAGCAGCCUACUGAUCCCCCUAACACUAGCACAGGGAGCCAACUCCACUCCACUCCACUCCACACCUCCUCUCUGAUGGUCGUCGACACAGCAAGGGUCAUUGGGGAGGAGAAGCCUGAUCUAAAACUACUUCCUCAAGUCGGACUUAUCUACAUCAACAUGUCUGCAUGUGUUCUAGAUAGCUUGGAUUAAAUGGUGUGCUAAUUGUAUUUGGACAAAUCAGGGAGAUAAGAGGGGAAGGGGGUGAACGUAUGCUUUUAAAGAGCAGUAUAUACACAUAUGACAAUGUUAAAUGGCUAAGAAUGAGCCUGUAUAGCUUGGCUAGACUGUACAUCAUUUAAACGCAGCAGUGGGCUAAGUACUGAUAUCUGGACAUCAUUUGAUAACUGGCCACCCAGAGUCAGUCUAGAGAAUAAGGGCUCUCAGAUCUACUUUAUAAAAGUGCUGUGCUAAUGGUACUUACAAUGAAGCAGCUCUGCUGAGGUUUACAGGGGCCAAAAGGGCCCAUAACAACUCAUAUGAUAAGAGAUAGCAUGUGUGUGUGUGUGUGUGUUUGUUUGUUUGUUUUCUGGGUACUUUUUCUUCUGAAAAUCAUUUUUUCUUUUUUUUUAACUUUUUUUUUCUCUGUACAUUAUACAUGCUGAGAGAGUUUUUUCACCCUGAAGAAAUGCUUGACCAAUUAGUUUAGAGUCUUUGUUUGUUUGUUUGUUUGUUUGUUUAUCUGUCGGUGUCGUCCCAGUUGGUAGAUUUAGUUGGAAGUAGCCGAGAAAUCAGCUGAAGGAGAAGGGAGAGGAGUCUGACGCUGAUAGUAAGAGAGGUGGGCAACGUUGUUGUCCUUGUUGUUGUUGUUGUUGAUGUUGAUGUUGUUGUUGUCAUUGUUUGUUCUCUCGUUCUCUUCUUCUUCGGGGAUUUCCUUUGGGAAGGUUGUGCUUUGGGGCAGCCUCGUAGGCCGGGGGGGGGAGAUCAGCGUUCCAGUGUCAUGGUUGUGUUUCUGGAAAGCACAAGAAAAACAAAACACAUCCCAUUAAAGUUGCUUUCUCUCACA
Molecule: messenger RNA, 3107 nt
Organism: Alosa sapidissima (American shad)
Lineage: Eukaryota; Metazoa; Chordata; Actinopteri; Clupeiformes; Clupeidae
Gene: wwox
Product: WW domain containing oxidoreductase
Exons: 9
Coding region: 288-1526 (412 amino acids)
Molecular function (GO): protein binding
Source: RefSeq, a predicted model, not a curated record